AUGGCGGGUAUAUCUCCCUUGACCUUUGCCAUGUACGACACCCCAUCUCUUUCGUCGUCCACACAGUCAAUCCCCACUCAGUUCGUCAGCGACGAGUCCAUCACAGACGCCUACGCCUUUGACGUCGACGACUCCGAGUCCGAAUCUGCCUCUGCACUCGACGUACCCGCAGCCAACAUGAGCGACGAUCCCGUAGUCCUCUGCCCGUCCUGUGAGAAGCCGCUGCCGGCCUCUGUGUUGGAGGGGCUCCAUGACGCCUCACGAACCCCUCGUCGGCAAGCCUUGAAGACGCCCCACUCGCACACCGACGAGGCAGUGACCCCGACAAAGCCUCAGUUUGGACAGAUCGUUUCCGGGAGCCCCUCAGAUGCCAGGUCAUCUGCAUCUGUGGAGGCCGCACGCACAGACACACCAGUCACGACCGAGUCGCUAAAGGAGUCACUCAACACCGCCGACGACGCCGACGCUUUGGCCGCAAAGCUGGUCAUCAGCGACGACGACAUUCGCCGGUGGAGCUCACUCGCUGGCGUCAAAGUCGCUGGACCGCCCAAGACUUCGCCACCAACAAGCAACAUUGUUGCUCCCAUUCCGACUCGCGCCGAGGCCUCUAAACCCUUCCCCCUCCUGCCGCCCCCACCUGUCACUGCCUCCAAGGUAUUGGCCAAGUCAUCUGACUCGCGGUCCUCGUCCCGGUUCGGGUUCUUCUCACGGAAGAAGACGGCCGAAGAUGAGAGCGAGGACGACUCUGACGACGACGGCCCACAGGGCUAUGCAAGAUUAGGUGCGCCCGGCUCGGACGAUGACGAUGACGGGUACGAGAGCGAUAAGCCGUUCUCAAAGAAGGUCUCCAAACCCGAAUCCGAGCCCGAGGCGACAGAACCCGAGGGAGAUGUGAAGCAGGAGGAGCAGCCCAAGACGGUCACGCCCCCACCAGCAAAGGCGGCGGAGGAGUCGACCAAUGGGUCUGACGCCGACUUGCGUGCUCUGUUGACAGAAGUGCUAGGACGAGUUCAGGCCUUGUCCAAAUCACACGGGGAUCUGUCCACAUCACACGCCACGCUCCUGACAUCACUCAAGAUCGCCCGGUCCAACCUCGUCAUGGCAGAGGCGAACACAGAGAUGCUCGAGGAGGAGCUCAAGCGAGCCAAGGCUGCUGUCACAUCUGCUCCCCCCACUGUUGGCCGGUUCACCCAGCCCGGUGUGCCCCGCGGUUCGACCGACCAGCCCCGCGCGUCAUCAAUAGACACCAAGGCCCGCCCUGCUUCCAUCCAGAUGGCAGCCGCAGCCAGUGGACCACCUAACGGCAACAAGAGCGGCGGCGGUUUUGGGUUCUGGAGCAACGGCAAGAAGAAGAAUGGCCUUGGCUCGCCUACCGACUCUGAGCACCCCCGCCCAUCGGCAUCGCGUUCAGCCUCGACCAACGCCGGCGCCAGCGACGACGACGAACUGCGCAAGCUGCGUGAGCAGCUCCAGACGCAAAACACCGAGCUCGAGGCGCUCAAGGUCGGCAAGAAGGAAAUUGAGGCCGAGCUCGAGGGCCUUUCACAGGCACUGUUCGAGGAGGCCAACAAGAUGGUUGCGGACGAGCGCAAGAGGCGCGCCGAGAUUGAAGAGAACCUUCGGGAAGUGAAGGACGAGCGCGAGGCACUCCGCCAAACCAUCAAGGUGCUGGGAGGACCCACCCCGCUCCCUGGUACACCCAUGGGCGAGUUGGCAGACGACCCGCAACCACGCGACCUUGACAUGCACUAUGCUGCCUUGCGGCGGAGUAUCCACCACGUCGUGGACGGUCCCACGCCAGAGCCGAGCGACCCAACAAGCGACGACGAACGAGGCGACACGGCGACAACGGACAGCGCGUCAGACGCGGACCGUAUUGACUCUGACCUCCACGAGUCCGAGUCCCCUGCCAGCACCAGGCCGACCCUUGCAACAGGUAUUCCCGAGCCACCCCACGCGGCAUACGAGGAGGCCAACCCAUGGGCUGCUGCCGCCGCGCCGCAGGCCGUGUUGUAA
Molecule: messenger RNA, 2016 nt
Organism: Apiotrichum porosum
Lineage: Eukaryota; Fungi; Basidiomycota; Tremellomycetes; Trichosporonales; Trichosporonaceae
Exons: 2
Coding region: 1-2016 (671 amino acids)
Biological process (GO): exocytosis
Cellular component (GO): cell tip; Golgi to plasma membrane transport vesicle
Molecular function (GO): guanyl-nucleotide exchange factor activity
Source: RefSeq, a predicted model, not a curated record